CUGGAGGCUGUGUGACUGGCUACUAUGGGACCGAAGAAGGGUUAUUUCGUGGAUGUCACCAUGGUAACUGCACUCUGCCUGCUGUGUGUCAGCCAUGGUCAGAAGCCGGAGGUGCGUGCCAAGGAAGGGGGUGUGGUGGAGAUGGAGUGUAGACUGCCACCCACGGACCCGGGUGCGUCUGUGUCCCUGCACGUGGUGGAAUGGGUGCGCCAGGGCUUCGAGAUCCCAGUCCUGAUCAAGUUUGGAGUGUAUGCUCCUCGGGUGCAUCCCAACUACGAGGAUCGUUGUUACUUCCCUGAGGUUGUGUCAUGUGUCCGUGCUCUUCUCUCGCCGCCCUUGUGUGGAUUAUCUGCUGUGCUCCUUCCUACCCAUCUGGACACUCUCCCCUGA
Oncorhynchus nerka (sockeye salmon) is the source of this 390-nucleotide messenger RNA. RefSeq names its product protein turtle homolog A-like. The record is from RefSeq and is a predicted model, not a curated record. The coding region runs from base 25 to 390 and encodes 121 amino acids. Lineage: Eukaryota; Metazoa; Chordata; Actinopteri; Salmoniformes; Salmonidae. The transcript is spliced from 3 exons.